Molecule: messenger RNA, 816 nt
Organism: Gadus morhua (Atlantic cod)
Lineage: Eukaryota; Metazoa; Chordata; Actinopteri; Gadiformes; Gadidae
Gene: snu13b
Product: SNU13 homolog, small nuclear ribonucleoprotein b (U4/U6.U5)
Exons: 3
Coding region: 240-626 (128 amino acids)
Biological process (GO): ribosome biogenesis
Cellular component (GO): nucleolus; ribonucleoprotein complex
Molecular function (GO): RNA binding
Source: RefSeq, a predicted model, not a curated record
ACUUCCUGUCCAACGUUCUUCAAGCGAAGUUUACGCAUGUCUCUCGCACACACGUGUAUCCAACGUACUACUGCAUAGUUGACUGCAACAUCUUCCAAGAGACCGUAGCCGUAAAACGACAGAUUAGCCACUUUUCAUAACAUUUUGUUGUGUUUUCCUUUUACACUCGAGAAAAGGCAAAUAGUCCUCCGUGAAGCAUUUCGCCGAGGGGACCGGAACAUUUAAAAAACGAUUCCACCAUGACUGAAGCUGAAGUGAACCCCAAGGCCUACCCACUGGCCGACGCGAACAUGACUAAAACCAUCCUGGACCUCGUGCAGCAGGCUUCCAGCUACAAACAGUUGAGGAAGGGGGCCAACGAAGCAACCAAAACCCUGAACAGGGGCAUCUCAGAGUUCAUUGUGAUGGCCGCUGAUGCUGAACCACUGGAGAUCAUUCUUCACCUGCCGCUGCUCUGCGAAGACAAGAACGUCCCAUACGUGUUUGUGCGCUCCAAGCAGGCCUUGGGCCGCGCGUGUGGGGUGUCUCGUCCCGUCAUUGCCACCUCUGUCACCAUAAAGGAGGGAUCUCAGCUGAAGCCACAAAUUCAGUCGGUGCAGCUAUCCAUUGAGAGACUGCUUGUGUAAAUCUUUUUUAGGACACAAAGGAUGGGAAAAGCUACGCCAUAGUAUUCAAUGUAUUUUUGUUUUAUAUUAUGUAAGAUAUUUGGGUAGGCCUUGAAAUUCCCUCUUUUUCUUUUUUGUGUGUGACCAAAUACUGUAAUGAUAUACAGUCAUCGGUUAUUCAUAUUUUGUAAUAAAACAUUUUGUUUUUGGA